Molecule: messenger RNA, 507 nt
Organism: Aspergillus puulaauensis
Lineage: Eukaryota; Fungi; Ascomycota; Eurotiomycetes; Eurotiales; Aspergillaceae
Product: Alb1 domain-containing protein
Exons: 3
Coding region: 1-507 (168 amino acids)
Biological process (GO): ribosomal large subunit export from nucleus
Cellular component (GO): preribosome, large subunit precursor; nucleolus
Source: RefSeq, a predicted model, not a curated record
AUGGCGAAAGCAAGGACUGUAUCAAAACACUCAAGGGCUGCCCGCCGGGCAGCGUCACCGAGUCUCGACCUCGACAAGUCCUUGACCUCCCUCGCUCGAGCCGAGAACACGCCAAUGCAACGCGAGUCCAUUCUUGCUGAUCGUGCCAAUGCUGGCGUGUCAAAGAAACAGUCAAAUCCAAAAUCCAAAUCACGGGCGCAACGCUUGCGGCAGCAGAAGGGCAUGGACAAGGCAGAGGCUAUUAUGGAUCAGUUAGAGAUCAAGGUGUCCAAGAGCGAAACCCGAGCGAAAACCAUCAAAUCUCGCAGUGCCGAGUGGAGCGACCUGAACGGAAAAGCGACCAAAUUUGACGCACUGGCUGAAGCAGGUAGUAAUGACGACGACGAUGCCAUGGCUGAUGCUUCCACAGCCACAGGGAACAAGCCCAAAUCACGCCAAGAACCUGCUACUCAAAACGUCGCGAUGGACGAGCAUGCUCCUGUUGAUGAGGACGACGAGAUUACCUGA